This is a messenger RNA of Schizophyllum commune H4-8, 2262 nucleotides long. RefSeq names its product Krr1-domain-containing protein. The record is from RefSeq and is a predicted model, not a curated record. NCBI's taxonomy places the organism in Eukaryota, Fungi, Basidiomycota, Agaricomycetes, Agaricales, Schizophyllaceae. Gene Ontology annotation, biological process: endonucleolytic cleavage in ITS1 to separate SSU-rRNA from 5.8S rRNA and LSU-rRNA from tricistronic rRNA transcript (SSU-rRNA, 5.8S rRNA, LSU-rRNA). The coding region runs from base 26 to 2134 and encodes 702 amino acids. The transcript is spliced from 7 exons. Gene Ontology annotation, cellular component: 90S preribosome; nucleolus.
UGCUCCCCGUCCAUUGCCUCUGAGAAUGUCUCUCCUAUCCGACUCUGAGGGAGAGCAGGAUGACCUGAACCUCCUCACUAUCAACGAACACUACGCCAAGGCAUUCGAGUACAAAAAGGAGCGGCAGGAGCUCGAGAAGUUGAAGGCGAAGUACGGCUCGGACUAUGAGGAGGAUGAUAUCUCUGAGUCUGACUCUGAGUCUGAUGAGUCGGAGGAUGAGGAUGGGGAGGAGCUGACACCGGCUGUGGACGCGGCGAUCCUGCGCACGCUCGCGCGGAUCAAGCGCAAGGACCCAGAGAUCUACGACUCGAAGACGAAUAUCUUUCAAGCGGAGCAGCAGAAGCUGGCGGACGUGAAGCCAAAGACGCGGCUGACGAAGGACAAGUCCAAGCCCGUAACCAUGCGCCAGGUUGCUCUGGAGAAUGCGCUAGACCGCGGUUCGCGCACACCCUCACCAGAGCCCGUCACCCACGUCGAGGAGCAGCGCGCCCUCCGAGACGAGACGAUCGCUGCAUUCCACACCGCCGUUGACAGCGCAGAUGACGAGGACGACCUCCUGAUACCUCGAGAGAAGACCAAGGAUGAGCUCGAACGCGAAGAAGAGGAGUACCGCACCUUCCUUGAGCGCGAAGUCGGGGAGGACCUAUCCCAUCUGGUCUCCGUGGAGUCCGCGGCGGGCACCUCUGCUGCGGUGGAGGAGGCUGAGGAAGAGUCACCCAAGAAAAAGAAAAAGAAGGAGAAGAAGAAGGCGGAGAAGGGACAGGAGAAGGGGAGGAAGUCGAAGGAGGAGGAGGACCAUGAGUUCCUCAUGAACUACAUCCUCAACCGCGGCUGGAUGGACCGCGAGAGCAAGCGCAUCCCGACCUACAAGGAAGUCACAUCUUCGAAAAAGGAAAAGGGCAAACACCGCGCCGAGCCCAACUCGUCCGACUCCGAGAGCGACGCCUCCGAUAACGAGAACGCCAAGCCCACCGCGGACCCCGACAUCGACGAGUCCGACUUCGAGGAAAUCGUCGACCGCUUCGAGAGCUCGUACAACUUCCGCUUUGAGGAGCCGGACGCGGCGACGAUCAAGACGUACCCGCGCAAUAUUGAGACGACGGUGCGGCGGGAGGAGAACCCGCGGAAGGAGGCGAGGGAGAGGAAGAAGCAGAGGAAGGAGGAGGAGCUGCAGCGGAAGAGGGAGGAGGUGCGGCGGUUGAAGGCGUUGAAGAUGAAGGAGAUUCGGGCGAAGCUGGAUAGGAUUGGGCGCGAGGGGGGUAAGGACCUGGAGCGCGAUGCGGCGCUGCAAGAGCUCGACCUCGAAGCCGACUGGGACCCGGAGGCGCACGACAGGCAAAUGGCCGGCCUCUACGGUGACGACUUCGAAGGAGAUGAGGAGAAACCGACCUGGGACGACGACAUCGACAUUGGCGACAUACCCAUGUCUGACGAUGACGCACAACCAGCCUCCAAGAAGGACAAGAAGAAAAAGAAGAAGAAAAAGAAGGACGAGGACGAAGAUAUGGAGGCCGACGGUGUUGACAUUGACGCCAUGGAUGCGGACGCGCCGCCGCCUGAUUUUGAUGACGAAGAGUGGGACGGCACGGAGGAGAUGCGAAAACGCAAGCUCGACGAGUACAUGAACGAACUGUAUGGGCUGGACUUCAACGAUAUGGUCGGCGGCAUGCCCACUCGCUUCCGCUACGUCAGCGUCCCCAAGCAAGACUUCUCCCUCACCCCGGCCGAGAUCCUCAUGGCCACCGACAAGGAGCUCAACGAGUACAUGAGCAUCAAGAAGUACGCCCCGUACAAGCGCGACAACAAGUGGGACCCCAAGCGACCGGACAAGAUCCGCGAGCUGCGGCACAAGAUCGGGGAGCGGACGGGCGGGCGGAUGCCGUUUGCGGCUGGGGGCGAAGGCGGGCAGGAUGGGGAGAAGAAAAAGAAGCGGAAGGGGAAGAGCGAGCGCAAGAAGGCGAAGGCCGCUGCGGUGGAAGGUGGAGGCGAUGGGGAGGAGGUCUACGAAGAGGAGGCGUCAUCGAACUUGGGCAAGCGCGAGCGCGAGGAGGACGCGGUGCCAGCGGAUGCAACAGGCGACGGUCAAUCUGCGAAGAAGCGGAAACGAAAGCACAAGAAGAAAGAGGUCGAGUAGUGACCAUCUCGUGUACAUAUUUGUACUGUCUUCCACUAGCUGCUUUCUCUACAAGAAACCAGCAUAGCGCGUCCGUUCGAAUAUACGUUUGGCUUCAGAUGGAUUGGAAGCCACGACAUCGUGCACCA